AUGGUUCUCGAAAGGGCGGCGGUUUCCACGGCGGAAUACACGGCGCAUUACAUGAUGGACGGGGGAGUGGAGGAGGUGCUGGAGUCGCGUUACAUCCACGUGGGAGCGACUGCCACGUCAGCUGCAGCCGCGUCGUUCUGGCCGGGAACGGGCCAGCAUACCAGCACCCGCCACGUGGCAGGGCGCCGCGAUGGACAGCCCUCUGCUUCGUUCAAUUCUGGUGGGCGCAACGAGAUACGGGUCACAGAUGUGAAAGACGACGGGAGCACAGGGAGAGGGGAGGGGCGCAUGGCGGAGGUGCUCGAAGGCAGAGGGGAAUCGGGGGAAGGGGGGGAGGCGUUUGGGGGAAAAAGCCGCGCGCCAGAGGUGGAAUCUGCGCCCAGCCUUCAAUCCCAACGCAGCAUGGCGGAACAUAUUGGGGCAGUGCGCGGAGACAUGCAGGGGAUGAGCGCGCGGGGGGGGAAGGCGGAGGCGGAAGAGGGGGAGAAGCGGGAAGGGGCGGGGAGGGAUGGAAACAGGGGAGAACCAGGGGGGAAUGGGGGGAGGGGGGAAGGGGCGGUGUGGGUAGAUGAUUUGGAUGGGAAGGGGUAUGUGAGUCUAGGUCGGCCUACUAAUGUGGAAGUAGGAAGCACAGAAGGAUUGUUGGGGAACUUGGAAAGGCUGGACUCUGCCAGGCUGGCAGAACCCGAACCUGAGCUCGAGCCUGCUGCAGAAACGGUCCACGAAACCGGCACUGCCACUGCUGCAGAUACUGACAAAUCCGCCAGCUGUCCGCACGCUGCAACGGGAUUGGUCGGCGCGGGAGGCGGUGAGGUGGUGAACGCGAUGGGGAUGCGAGUGAGAGUUAAAGCCGAGGCGGAGCAAACAGGAGGGUCCUAUAGUGUGUUGGAGUAUGAGGUUCCGGCAGGGGAGGGGUCAGAGGAGCACAUUCACACGCGGGAGCACGAGGCGUGGUUUCUCCUGGACGGGCAGAUGACAUGGACGAUCGAGAAAGAGACCUACCAAGCCAGCAAGGGCAGCUUCAUGCACAUGCCUCUUGGCCGGGCACAUUCUUUCCGCAACAACUCUGACCAACCUGCCCGAAUGCUGGUGGUCUGUAUGCCGGGCGGGCUGGAAAAAUAUUUCCUGGAAAUUGGAGAUCCAGAGGAAGCAGCUAUUAUUGGACAGGAUGGUGCUGUGCAUAAGCCUGUGGUGGUCCAGGCAAAGGUGCAGAAUGCCAUCAAGAAAGCCAUGCUCUACGGUCUAGUGUAUCCGAAAGGUGCAGCUGCUUAG
Molecule: messenger RNA, 1272 nt
Organism: Closterium sp. Naga37s-1
Lineage: Eukaryota; Viridiplantae; Streptophyta; Zygnematophyceae; Desmidiales; Closteriaceae
Source: the annotation of a GenBank genome assembly